GAGCCGCUCCGCCCGCCGCGAGGGGAGGAGGCCGCGGCGGACGCGGUGCGCGGCGGCGGUGCCGCGGGCGACCGGCCCUGCGCGGGGGAGCUGGGCGUCCAGGCGUGCGCCACGGCGCCGCCGCUGCUGCGGGAGCUCAGGGAGAUGCGCGAGUUCAUGGAGGGGCUGCGCUCGUCGGUGGACGCCUUGCGGGGCGACGUGGACGCGAUGCGCCGCGGCGAGCCGCCGAGGGCCGCAUCAUCUCUCGAGCACCUGUCGAUCUGA
Molecule: messenger RNA, 264 nt
Organism: Prorocentrum cordatum
Lineage: Eukaryota; Dinophyceae; Prorocentrales; Prorocentraceae
Source: the annotation of a GenBank genome assembly